AUGGUGAGACGGAACCUGGGUCCGUCCACUCGCUCCAUCUAUCUGGGUCUGGCAUGUCUGUCCCUCACUCUACAUCUCCUCCUGGCAGUCUUCUGCCUCUCAGUCCUCCAGACCACCUGUGUCCUUCCCACCUCCUCCUCUUCCUCCAUUCCAAGAACAGAUAGUCGUCACAGUGAGUCCGUCUCCCACUCCACCUCUUCAUCUACUGCCUCUUUUUCCGAUAAGCUGCCAGAGAGAACCCAGAAUAAAGAGCACCGCGGUCUGACUGCCAACACGUUACAUCACGAAGCUGAAGACUCGCUCAGGGAGGUCACUGAGAAGGCCAAGGAACCGACUGGAGCUAGAAAAGCGAUUCAAAAAGUCAAGGGUGAGUCUAAACUGGAGGCGUUGUUUGAGCAUCCGCUGUACAACCUGCCGGGCCCAGAGCUGCAGACGGAUGAUUGGCUGCUGAGGCUAAAGAACGAUGAAGAUAUAAAGAAUGCAGAGAGCGAGGAAGAGGAGGGUGAAGACGCCAUCACCAGUGACAGUCAGUGGAAGAGUGCCAGCGAGGAGGAAGGCUACGAUGAAAUGCAUUGGACCGGCGACGUGGAGACACACCCUUCCUGGCUGCGCUUCCACCUGGGCAUCUCUCGCUGGGAACUGUACAACAGGAAAGACCCCAACCUGGCUCAGCUGACACACGAUCUGGCAACGCAGCGCAUCCUGGGGGCUGUCCAGAAGACGGGGGGAACCCAGCUGAAGCUGCUCAUGUCGUUCCCAGACCAUGGACAGGCUCUGCUCAAACCCAUGAGACAAUCCAGAGACACAGAGACGGACGUGAACCUCUUCUACUUCUCAGACUUUGAGAGACACAAUGCAGAGAUCGCUGCCUUCCACCUGGACAGGUUGCUGGGGUUUAACCGGAUCCCUCCGGUGGUCGGUCGACUCAUCAACGUUAGCGCAGACGUCAGGGAGAAAACCACCGACCACAAGGUGUCCCGGACCUUCUUCACUUCUCCUGCUGGGAAUGUGUGUUUCUACGGCCAGUGUGAAUACUACUGCUCCACUGAGCAUCCAGUCUGCGGUCGGCCUCACCUGCUGGAGGUCUCUCUGGCUGCGAUGCUCCCUGACCUCAGCCUGGCUCCUCGCAGGUCCUGGAGGUCUCCGUGGAGGAGGUCCUACAGCCGCACCAAGCUGGCUCAGUGGGAAAAGAAUCCGGACUACUGUGACUCUGUGAAACAAACGCCUCCUUACAGCCGAGGAACCCGACUGGUGGACCUCAUAGACAUGGCUGUGCUGGACUUCCUCAUGAGCAACAUGGACAGACAUCACUAUGAGACAUUUGAGAAGUUUGGUAAUGAGACAUUUCUGCUGCACCUGGACAACGGACGGGCGUUUGGGCGUCACUCUCAGGAUGAGCCGUCUAUUCUUGCUCCUUUGCAGCAGUGUUGCAGGAUCCGGCGCUCCACCCUCCUCCGGCUGCGUCUCCUGGCCCUCCCUGACUUCCGUCUGAGCGACGUCAUGCGGGAAUCGUUGGCUCGGGAUCCUCUGGCAGAUGCUGCUCCUCUCCUGUCAGAAGCUCACCUGUCUGCUCUGGACCGCCGCCUGGCAGCCGUCCUGCAGGUGGUGCACACCUGUGAGGAAAAACACUCAGAUGUCAUCUAUGACGACUUGCAGAGAUACGAUCAGGACAGUUUGACUGACUGAAACACAAAACAAUAACUUAUACACUGUGUAGAUAUGAAGUACAGGUGUUUUAUUUUGCUUUGAGUAUUUUUGUAACUUAAUCGUAAGUCUGAACAUGAAAUCCAUCCAUGACGGUAAACUGGUUCAUGUCAAAGUGGAAAUGAAGUGAGUUAAGUAAAAGUAUAAAAUGUAAAGUAAGGAUUCAGCCUGUUCUGUAAAUUCAGUGUUGAAAAUAAUAAAAAAGAGAAAGCUUCCAAGUUUAAUGGGUACUGGUUAAUUUAGGGCAUGGAUCAGGUUAAAUACUGCAAAGGCAUGAGCAUGAUUAUAAAAGAAAUAAUUUCUUUAUGACAAUAAGACCAAGAUAAAAGCAGCUGUAGAGGUUACAUAGAGUUUAUAUAUAAACAGCUUUAACAGCAGAAGAUCACUUCAUGGACUGCUCUGUCAUCAUUUAAAAGGAAACACGCUGCUUAAAGGGUUGAUUAAAGCAUCCAAUUUUAUUUUAGUCCACAGAAGCGAUUAUCCUCACGUCUCUCCAUAAUUCUACCUCCUCUGUGUUCUACAUGAACCACGUCAGUCCUUUUAACCAUCUGAAGUCAUUUUAAAGAAGCAGAUCAGCUCAUUUAUGUGAAAAAUGCUGUUUUCCACAUUAAAAAAGUGACUGGAAUGUUG
Molecule: messenger RNA, 2334 nt
Organism: Acanthochromis polyacanthus (spiny chromis)
Lineage: Eukaryota; Metazoa; Chordata; Actinopteri; Pomacentridae
Product: extracellular serine/threonine protein kinase FAM20C-like
Exons: 10
Coding region: 1-1686 (561 amino acids)
Biological process (GO): protein phosphorylation
Cellular component (GO): Golgi apparatus
Molecular function (GO): phosphotransferase activity, alcohol group as acceptor
Source: RefSeq, a predicted model, not a curated record